AUGCACUCCGACAAUGGCUCUACAUCACAAGCCUUGACCAAUACCUAUCAGUCUCCUGGGCGGCUCAAGAAUCAACUGACUUUCGAAUGCGCCGACGGCGAGACGAUCGUAGUUGAUCGCGAUAUUGCCGAAGCAUCCACGCUAAUUGAGGGUAUGGUUGGCGAUCUUGGUGAGGAGGCCUUCGGACACUCUAUUUCGAUCCCGGGUGUUCAUAUCGCCGUUCUCAAAAAAGUGAUCGAAUGGUGCACCCGUCACAGGCAAAACGGCCCCCGGCCCAAAGACGGCUCCGACCUUUGGAAGGAGAUCACAGGUGUCGAUCUCUGGGAUCGGGAAUUCGUACAAGUCGAUCAAGAGAUGCUUUUUGAGAUCUUGCGUGUAGCCGACUACCUGCACGUAAAAGGGCUCCUUGACCUCUGCAUCGAGACGGUCGCUCAUAUGAUGAAGGGAAAGUCACCAGAGGAAAUCCGCAAGAUUUUCAAUAUUCAGAAAGAUCUGACGGGUGAGGAGGAACAACAAAUACGCUGUGAAAAUCGCUGGUUUUAUGGGGCUGGAGCGUGA
Cladophialophora immunda is the source of this 558-nucleotide messenger RNA. RefSeq lists its product as uncharacterized. Gene Ontology annotation, cellular component: cytoplasm; nucleus. NCBI's taxonomy places the organism in Eukaryota, Fungi, Ascomycota, Eurotiomycetes, Chaetothyriales, Herpotrichiellaceae. Gene Ontology annotation, molecular function: cullin family protein binding. The transcript has a single exon. The coding region runs from base 1 to 558 and encodes 185 amino acids. The record is from RefSeq and is a predicted model, not a curated record. Gene Ontology annotation, biological process: SCF-dependent proteasomal ubiquitin-dependent protein catabolic process; mitotic cell cycle.